GCCCUGACUCAUAAUCUUUGUAACGUGGGGACAGGCUGCAUCUCUCUCCCUCGCACACCCGCCCGCCUGCGCCACGUGUAAGGAGCCUGACAGACAGAGCUGCGCGCUGGCGCGAGCAGUUGAAAGAUCAGGAACAGCAGGGACACGCGACCCACCCGCCCCCAUCAGCUGCCCCGUGAAGCGUGACGGCCGGAGUGCGCAUGUGCGCCACGCUGGACUUGCCUCCCGAACCGGAAGUGCCCCGUUCCGACCAAGUCGCAGUUUAUCCUGGAGACUGUUGCCAAGGAGCGAACGCCGCGUCGCUGGGCAACAACCGAGCGCGGAUUGUUCCGGGGGCCCUGAGGCGGCUGGGCUGAGCCCCGCGCCCCGGCAGCGGCCAUGGCCACGGCCUCCAUGCUCCCCGCGCGCAACCAGGAGGCGGUGGCGGCAGCAGCCAGCGGCACCUACAGCUACUGCAGCCGCCCCCGGACCCUGCCCGCCCGGCGGAGAUACCGGGGCGCCCCGGGACACAGCGAGCAAGAGGAAGAACCUGUUCGCUAUGCGAACCUCAUGUAUGAUAGGAGAGUGGUACGAGGAAACACUUAUGCCCUUCAUGCAUUACCUUGGACUGCUCAGCCUGACCCUCUUGAGAUCCAGAGACAGCGAGAGGCUCACAGGAAAGCACUUGCCAGAAAACGAGCAAAAGAGCAGCUUCACUCAAGAACUCCAGAACCUGUAGAGGGAAGAAAGCAUGUUGAUGUGCAGACAGAGUUGUAUCUGGAAGAGCUUGGUGACCGCAUAAUAGAGGUUGAUGUGGAGUGUCAAACAGAUGCUUUUCUGGACAGACCACCUACUCCACUCUUCAUCCCAGCCAAAACAGGGAGAGAUGUGGCCACACAGAUAGAAGAAGGAGAGCUGUUUGACUUUGAGAUUGAAGUCAAACCAAUGCUAGAAGUUUUGAUUGGAAAAAUCAUUGAACAAGCUUUGCUAGAAGUCAUGGAAGAAGAGGAGCUGGCCAAUCUGCGGGCACAUCAGUAUGCAUAUGAGGAAUUACGCAAUGCCGAGCUUGCUGAAGUACAACGCCUUGAGGAGCAGGAGAGGCGACACAGAGAGGAAAAGGAACGUCGCAAAAAUCAACAGUCACAAUUGCUUCAAAAGCAUAAGGAGACUUCAGAGAAAAUUGCAGCAAGGGCAUUUGCUCAGCGUUACCUGGCUGAUCUCAUUCCUUCAGUCUUCAGUAGUCUUCGUGAGAGUGGAUAUUUCUAUGAUCCUGUAGAAAGAGAUGUUGAGAAAGAAUUUCUUCCAUGGGUGAUGGCAGAAGUAGAUCAGACAUUGGAGAAGAAGAUUCUGGGAAGGACAAUGCUUGACACACUGAUUCGUGAGGUGGUUAAUAAGAGGUUAGAUGCAUUUGAUCAGCCAGAAGCAUCUAGCCAGCCUGCUGGGCAAACAGAAACAUCUCAUCAAGGCUCUAUUCAGACAGAAGCAUUACAUCAAACAGAAACUCAGGAGCGUGAAGCUAAGUGAAGACUAAACCAAACAUCUAGUAAUCAGGGGGCUUAGCUGUAGCUAAGAAGAUUGCUCUUGAUCAUUUGUGAAAAGAAGAUUCAAUUUGUUUAGGAAAUCGUCCCAAGAAGGGAGCAAUAAACUGAAGAUUUUUAUUUUUGCAAAUUUUUAACAGGCUUUAUGCUUUAUUUCAUAUCAAAUUUACUUAAAGAAAGAGUGGCUGCAUGAUUAUAUGUGUAAAUAGUGUUUAGUAUUAAUCCUUUUCACACUUGGAUUACUAUACAAAGAGUUUCAGAGUAACAGCCGUGUUAGUCUGUAUUCGCAAAAAGAAAAGGAGUACUUGUGGCACCUUAGAGACUAACCAAUUUAUUUGAGCAUAAGCUUUCGUGAGCUACAGCUCACUUCAUCGGAUGCAUAAAGUGGAAAGUACAGUGAGGAGAUUUUAUAUAUACACACAGACCAUGAAAAAAUAUACAUUGUAUAUACAAAGAGUUAAUGAAUUCACUAUAUGCAUUGCAGUAAUAUAGGAAUAUUGGCUUAAGAAGGUUCUAUAGUACCCUUUUUGUUAAGAAAUCCAAAUCAAGUAUCCAUUGCAGAUACAUUACAUUUUAUCCUUGAAGUCCAUUCUGCAUUUGCUCUGUUACUUAAUAAAAUCCUGGAGUGUGUACAUGCAUAUGAGGAAAAUAAAGCAAGUUCACUCAACUCUAAAAAGAUGUAUUGCCAACUUCAGUUGAAAUGAAUGGCAUUUUUAAAAAAGAAAUGUAACUGAGCGUGCUUGUUUAUGGUGUUGCAAAACUAACAAAUUAUCAGUAAAGUUAGCCUCAGAUGUUUCUCUUCCCAACUGUGCUUGGCUUUUUCCCCUUUAAUGAGGGUUGAAAAUAAUUUUGGAAAGUUACUAAAAAAUUGCAAUCCACCCAUUUUUCCUAGAAGGUCAGUUAUAUGAUACAGUGACAUUUCUGCUUAAUUAGUAUUUGUGAAUACAGUGCAAGCUUGUAAUCAUAUUUAUACUUUUCAGAUUGUAUUAGUGAAAAAAAAGUCAUGAUGAUAAUAUAUUGCAAAAAUUCUCCCACGAUAAAACUUCCACAGUGCAAUAUAACAGGAGUGUCCAUUCUCUUUGAUCCUGAAGUAUGAGCGAUAAGUGUUCUGUUAUCAACGGCUAAUAGUUCAGUUAGUGCCCAAUGUUUAAGAUAAACCAGAUUCCAUCCUAUUUAAAUGCAGUACUAGUUUAAAGAUAACCACAGAAUGAAUCCUAUGAAAGUUCACAUAAUGAAAAAAAUCUCAAUACUUGUAUAUGCUAUAUUUAAAGUAAAAAAAAAAAAAAAUUAUAGCAUCCAUUUCUGAUUCUCUUCUUUUGAGUGGCUGUAAUGUGGAAGAGGAACAUAAUUUGUCCAGGCAGCCAGCCAGCCAGCUUUCCCUGUUUGAAUGAGAAUGUUCUAAGUUAACACUUAACACUGACAUUUAUGUAAAAACUUGCUUUCCACAAACACGUGUCAAUAAAAUAUCAUUGAACUUUAAUACAACAGAUGCAUGAUUAUGACUGAAAUAAAUUCAUCUGAACGUUUAAAUGAAUAGGAUUUUAACACUAUUUUCCCAGAUCGACUGACCACACACUUUCUGGACUUCAUGAUCUAUAUUAUGCAUCUUCAAUUGACUGAUUAGGCAUUAGACAAAUUGUACUACAUUUCCUUUCCUCUGCCCCAAACAUAAAAUAACCAAUAAUCUUGGAAAUAUGCAGAAGGGGACAGUUAAGAAGUAGCCUGGUGUAUUUGGGUGGAGUAGUUUGGUAAAGGCCAUUCUGGAAGGUUGGCCUACCUGGGUGGGAAAAGAGUUACAGUUUGCUUGUAGUAUAUGAUGUACAAUAGUUGUGGUAGUGAUAGGUGGAGAAGAAGAUAUAUGCUGUUAGGCGACUUAACUUGUAAUUUUCUUGGGUUUGUGUCAGGCAUAGUAGAUGUGGGGCAACCUUAACUAAUGCACAACAGAGAUUUUGUGUAUGAAUAUACUGUAGAUUAGGCUGGUAGCAUCACAUAUUACUAAGGUUGUCCGACACUUCCCAUUCUAAGACCCUGUUUUCAGUUGCUUAUAUCUUUGCCAGACUUGAACUGUUCAGGCUGAAAUUCUACAUGUCAUGUCUGCCUCAGGCUCCCUUUUUUUUUUUUUUUUUUUUUUUUAAAUUUUCAGCCAAAACGGUUCAGCUACGUCUGAGAAUGAGGCUACUGAAAUAGAUAUGGUUUUGCCCAUAUUAAAAAUGGUGACAACUUUUUAUUUUAGAAACUCUGGUAUCCCCAUACUUUGAAGCAAGGCCUUGAAAUUUGGCAGGGGGUGGCCUUUGUGUCAGGGAUGGAUCUUUCUCUGUUCCUGUGAAAGUCUGUUCCUAUGAAAGUCUGCCCAAAUUUGGCCAAGUUAUAAGCCUAUGAAAAACAGCAGUUUGCACAUGCUCAGGAAUGAGCUACAGCUUGGCAACUAAAAACACCAAAGAUUUGGUCAUCACUGAGCAUGAUACAGCCCAGAGCUGAGCUGAACUUUCCCUGCAAUUGCAGCCCUAGGCUGGAUCCAGGCACUGGAAUUGAGAGCACAGAUUCUCUCUCUACUGUGUUCUCCCUGCUGGGCCCAAGCAACACAGUGAAGGAAGCUGCCUGAUUUGAGCACAGAAGACAAAACAGCCAGACCUGGGGUUGUCGGGAGAAUAGAUUGGGACAAGGAGUCCUGAAGAGGGGAAAAAGAUGAUAAAGUCAUAUCAUGUGAUGAUGAUAUCACCCUUUUUCAUUCCAUUUCCAUCUCACGAGGAUGUUAAAUAGUAGCUACUAGAGUCAGACAUUUUUAAAUCAGCAGGUCCAUAUAACUUGCAUCCAAGAGUUUUAAAAGAGCUGGCUAAGGAGCUCACUGGACCAUUAAUGUUGAUUUUCAAUGAAUCUUGGGACACUGUGGAAGUUCCAGAAGACUAUAGGAAAGCUAAUGGUGUGCCAGUAUUUAAAAGGGGUGAAUGGAAUCACCUGGGUAAUUAUAGCCCCGUCAGUCUGACAUUGCUCCUGGCAAGAUAACGAAGUGGCUGAUACAGCACCUGAUUAAUAUAGAAUUAAAGGAGGGAAAUAUAAUUAAUGCAAACCAAUGUGGGUUAGUGGCAAAUAGAUUCUAUCAAAUUAACUUAAUAUCUUUAUUUGAUGAGAUUGCAAGUUUGGUUAUAAAGGUAAUAGUGUUGAUAUAAUACACUUGGCCUUCUGUAAGGCCUUUGACUUGGUAUCACAUGACAUCUUGAUUAAAAAACUAGAACGAUAUAAAAUUAACAUGGCACACAUU
Molecule: messenger RNA, 4776 nt
Organism: Chelonia mydas (Green sea turtle)
Lineage: Eukaryota; Metazoa; Chordata; Testudines; Cheloniidae
Gene: RSPH3
Product: radial spoke head 3
Exons: 9
Coding region: 379-1503 (374 amino acids)
Cellular component (GO): cilium
Source: RefSeq, a predicted model, not a curated record